Messenger RNA from Maudiozyma saulgeensis, 1128 nucleotides. The record is from the annotation of a GenBank genome assembly. Lineage: Eukaryota; Fungi; Ascomycota; Saccharomycetes; Saccharomycetales; Saccharomycetaceae.
AUGUCUUUACCUACUUCGAUGAACGCUGUUGUUAUUAAAGGAACAACUGCUGUUCUUAAAACUGAUGUACCCUUACCAAAAUUAAGGGAUGGAAACUUGUUGUUGAAAACUAUGGCUGUUGCAGGUAAUCCAGUUGAUUGGAAAAGUGUUCAUUUAAAGUUUGGCUCUGAAGGUUCAAUUGUAGGUUGCGAUGCGGUAGGGCAAAUUGUCAAGUUGGGCUCUAAUGUUAAUUCAAAUGAAUUCCAUGUUGGUGAGUACGUGUAUGGUUAUAUCCAUGGGGCAGCUUUGCUAGCUCCAGAUAAUGGUGCUUUUGCCGAAUAUGUAGCUUUAGAUUCGAAAUUGGCCUUUAAGGCGAACCAUGAUAUUAAAUUCAGCGGUAAGGAAUUCAUCCCAGAAGGGGCUGUCACUACAUUCGAAGGUGCGGCCACAAUCCCAUGUUCUUGGUUAACUGCUGGUGGAUCUUUGUUCUACCACAUGGGCCUAGAUUUAGAGUGGGAACCAAAGAGUCCACAAAAAAAAUUCCCUGUUUUGGUCUGGGGUGGAUCUACGGCUCUUGGCUAUGCUCUAAUUCAACUUUUAAAAAAAUUUAAUGCUAGCGCUGAUAUUAUUGUUGUUGCAUCCAAAAAGAAUGAACUUCAACUGAGAGCUAAUGGUGCUACAGAUGUUUUUGACUAUCAUGAUUCAGACGUUAUUAAGCAGAUUACCGAGCGGUAUGAUAAUAUACAGUAUCUGUUUGAUUGCGUCUCCACUCAAGAAACAUUAAACCAGGUAUACAGAUGUGCAGACUCUAAAAAUGAUGCUAUAGUUUUGAAUUAUAUGGAUAUGGAUAUAAAUUCCAUUGGUUUUGAAUUUAAGAGAGCUAAUGUUAAGAUUGAUGGUAAUAUUCUUUAUCUAGCAUUAGGUUCAAGGGUAGCAUUUGGAGAAAAGGUCCUUCAACCAAAUCUUCCUUAUAGGAAAGUCAUAAUUGAUUUUAUUAAAACUGUCAAUCCGAAACUAAAUAAUGGCGAAUUACAGCAUAUACCUGUCAAGGUUUAUGAGAGUGGUCUUCGUUCAACUAUACAAAUAAUGAAAGAUAUCCAAGAUGGCAAGAAUUCAGGUGGUAUAAAACUUGUGGCAACUCUAAAUUGA